CCAGAGCAAGUAUUCGUCAUGUUCCACUAUCUGCAUCUCAGGAGUCGUUUUCUACAGACCCUUAUCCUCGCACUGGUCGGCCUGACCUUCUACGCGUAUUACCGCACCGCCGUGUAUGAUGUUCACCAGUACAGCUUAACACGAAACACCAAUUAUUCUGCAUACCAAGAUGGCCUUCACGUUCAUACGAAUCUCAGCCAAUCCAAAAACUCUAGCUCAGACAGCAUGUCUCUAAGCCCAUAUAUAGUGCAUAACUCUAGCAAUAGUUCCUCGAUUUUCACUACGUUGUCAACGUCCUCCAGCGUACAGUCUUUGUCCUCGUUGUCUUCCGUGAGCACGUUGGUCAGCUCGAAGCAGAGGAUGAACGAGAAGCUUGAGAUGGCAAGAGUUACCAACGUGACUAAGUCAGCACCGAUUGUAGUUCGUAACGAUUCGGCACGCGCCAUAUACGAGACCGGACAUAUCGUAUCAAUCCCUGAACGCUGCCCGAAUCUUGGCAAGGGCAUGGAUUUAGUGAUGAUAGUAAUGUCCGCACCAACUCAUCUAGAGGCUCGAACGGCAAUUCGGCAGACCUGGGGACACUUUGGCCAGCGUAGCGAUAUGAGCGUGCUCUUCAUGCUUGGUACCACUCUUGAUCCAAGAGUGGAGACGAUCCUGCAUAAAGAGCAAAACAUGUACAAGGACGUGAUACGCGGUCGUUUCCUUGACUCCUAUUCGAAUCUCACUCUCAAAACCAUUUCGACAUUGGAAUGGGUAGACACCUAUUGUUCUAAAGUGAAGUAUCUGCUAAAAACCGAUGAUGAUAUGUUCAUUAAUGUGCCGCGAUUGUUAGCGUUCGUGUAUAAGCACGUGAAAGAUCGUAACGUGAUAUUUGGCCGACUGGCUAGAAAGUGGAAGCCAAUCCGGAACCGCAAGAGCAAGUACUUUGUAUCACAGGCACAGUUCCAGCAGUCUGUGUUUCCAGACUUCACCACUGGUCCGGCAUACCUGUUGUCGAGCGAUACGGUGCGUCGUUUGUACGAUGCUGCUUUAGACCAGACAUAUCUAAAGCUCGAGGAUGUAUUCACGACGGGCAUCGUUGCGCACAGACUCGGCAUCAGGCGCUCGCACGUCAACGAAUUUCUGAAUAAACGGAUACAAUAUACGGCCUGCAAUAUCCAACGUGGCAUUAGUAUACACAUGGUUAAGUACAGCGAGCAGUUCGACCUCUGGAAAAAGCUGCUCGACGGUAAGAGUAAAUGUAAGAGAUAA
Molecule: messenger RNA, 1251 nt
Organism: Cyphomyrmex costatus
Lineage: Eukaryota; Metazoa; Arthropoda; Insecta; Hymenoptera; Formicidae
Product: beta-1,3-galactosyltransferase 5
Exons: 2
Coding region: 19-1251 (410 amino acids)
Biological process (GO): protein O-linked glycosylation
Cellular component (GO): Golgi membrane
Molecular function (GO): hexosyltransferase activity
Source: RefSeq, a predicted model, not a curated record